AUGGUGCGCAGUUUGUCACAGUGGACGAAAACGUUGAGUUUUCCGGCACGCAUAUCGCCCAACCGGAACUCGAAGGAUUGCAACGUGAACGUGCUGCCGAUUACACCUCCACCGGCACCGCCGCGUAACAAGUCAACCUCUACGUCCUCGUCCAGCACAAUGUCCUCCACAUCUUCACCGUCCUCUUCGUCAUCUUCGCCCACACCACCGCCUAAUGUGCCGAUUACGGAAAUUAGUCAAAUUAUCUAUCCCGAUCCCGAGUCAGAGAAGGCCAUCAUGGGCUCAUUGGUAUUCUGCAUUCAUCACAAGCAGGGCUGCAAAUGGUCUGACGAGUUGAGGAAAUUGAAGGCACAUCUAAAUACCUGCAAACACGAUGCCAUCCAGUGUCCGAACAAGUGCGGCUCGCAAAUACCCCGCGUUAUGAUGACGGACCAUCUGGCGUUCACGUGCAUCCUGCGACGUGCCAUCUGCGAGUUCUGCAACGUUGAGUUUACCGGCAUUGGGUUGGAGGAGCACGCGGGCACCUGCAGCUCGGAACCGAUCUACUGCGAGUCCAAGUGUGGCACGCGGGUGCUGCGUGGCCGCAUGUCUAUCCACCGUGCCAAAGACUGUGCCAAACGUCUCCGCCGCUGUCCGCACUGUGGUCGUGAGUUCUGUGCCGACACGCUGGCCGCUCAUGGAGCUACCUGUCCGCGCAGUCCAAUUCCGUGCCCGCAGCGGUGCGAUGCGGGACCCUUUGCCCGGGCAGAUCUGGAUGGACAUCUGCGCGACGAGUGCAAAGCGCUGACGGUGCCAUGUACGUUCAAGGAGGCGGGCUGCCGAUUCAAGGGCCCGCGCCAUCUGCUCGAAGCCCACCUGGAGGCGAACACAUCCGCUCAUCUGUCGCUGAUGGUGGCACUAUCGGGCCGCCAGGGACAGCAGAUCAACAUGUUGAAAAGCGCCAUGGCGAAGCUGAGCACAAACUACACGGGCACGCUACUGUGGAAGAUCACCGACUGGUCGGUAAAGAUGCAGGAGGCAAAGACAAAGGACGGUCUGGAGCUAGUGUCACCGCCAUUUUACACCAGCCAGUACGGCUACAAACUGCAGGCUUCGAUGUUUUUGAAUGGCAAUGGACCCGGCGAAGGAACGCACGUGUCCGUCUACAUCAAGGUGCUGCCGGGCGAGUACGAUGCCCUGCUUAAGUGGCCGUUCUCCCAUUCCGUCACCUUCACGUUGUUCGAGCAGGGCACACUGGGUAGCGGUGGCGGUGGACAGGGAGGAGUCGCCGAAUCAUUUGUGCCCGAUCCGACGUGGGAGAACUUCCAGCGGCCAUCUACCGAGCCGGAUGCGUUGGGCUUUGGUUUCCCACGGUUCGUAUCGCACGAGCUGCUCAACAGGCGUCCCUUCGUACGGGAUGAUACCGUGUUUCUGCGCGUGAAGGUCGAUCCGAGCAAGAUUGUGGCCGUGUAA
Molecule: messenger RNA, 1452 nt
Organism: Anopheles marshallii
Lineage: Eukaryota; Metazoa; Arthropoda; Insecta; Diptera; Culicidae
Gene: Traf4
Product: TNF receptor-associated factor 4
Exons: 3
Coding region: 1-1452 (483 amino acids)
Biological process (GO): regulation of apoptotic process; tumor necrosis factor-mediated signaling pathway; protein K63-linked ubiquitination
Cellular component (GO): plasma membrane signaling receptor complex
Molecular function (GO): protein binding; zinc ion binding
Source: RefSeq, a predicted model, not a curated record